UCUGUUACCUGCUCUGCUCAGCUCUCACAGUGUCUGCAAAUGAUUCCGUUCUCAUUCAACAUGUGAUUUUUGUUUUUAUGCGUGGAGUCACUAUCAUGACAGCAUUUGAUGCAGAUGGGCUGCCCGACGUGGUACUUCUGCAGAUAUUCAGGCUCUUGAAGUUCUCUGAUCUAUGCAAAGUUGGGAGGGUUUGCCGCCGUUGGUAUGGUCUCUCACGGAGCCAGGCCCUGUGGACAUGUGUGGAUGCCAGUGCACCUGAAAUCAGCUCUGUGCAGAUGGACAGGCUGGCCUCGGUGUUAACAGACUCUGUUCGGUGGCUGUAUGUGUCGAGCUUCUUGCACUGCGGCCUUUUUCUGUCUCCGGGAGCUCUGCGGGACCUUCGAGCCCACUGCCCUUACUUGUCCACCCUUGUGAUCAAGAGUGCCCUUCUGACAACUCUUGACGACUUUGCCCCUGUCACUGUUGGGGACCUCCCACCCACUCUCAAGACCCUUUCACUUCGCCACUCAUUUUUCCAAGUGGACCAGUUCUUCUCACUUUUGGCCAUUCGCAACCUGAGCAUUCUCGACUUGAGCUUUUGUUGGUGUGUCUCGGACCAAGAUAUUCCUUUCGUCACACAACUCCCAAAUCUUCGUGAGCUCUACCUGGAAUAUUGCGAGGACAUCCGGGACACGGGUGUUGCAUUGGUUGUAAGCCGUGGCCAUAACUUGAAAACCUUGGCCCUUGAUGGUACUAAAAUCACAGAUGAGGCCAUCCGCACUAUUGCUGAGAAUGCACUUGCACUGGAAAGACUGUAUGUUGGCAGCACAGCUGUUACUGAUAUUGGUGUUUUGCACCUCUCUAAAGGAAAGUGCUUCUCAUUACAGGAACUUUGUCUCUUUAGCACAAGGGUUACCAUUCAGACAAUGAAGGUGCUGGUUGAUGUUUUCCCUCAGCUGCAAUGGCUGAACUUGGAGAACACACUCAUUGAUAUUGAAGAUAGUCCCCUGAUUGUCAAGCAUGUGCCACCCGGUUGCACUGUUCUUGUGGAUGGGGUACGCUUUCAUCUAGGGGUUGGCUGCAACCAUUCUGUGGACCGGUUGCGACUACAGGAUUGAAGCAGCAGCAUGUCUGCCAUGCAAACUUUUAUGUGUGCCUCGUGUGCUUGGGUGUCAUUGAGGAGACAAUGAAAAGGGCCAGAGUGGUAGUCGUGAUCAUGAUAAAUGGCUUGAAACGCUUUGCAUAUGGCUGAUGCAGGCACUGUAUAGCCGCCUCAUUUAGUCUUAUUUAGAGUAGUGGUACAUACGAUUGGUUUUGACUGGUUUCAACUGUACAAGUCAGCCAAAAGAUUCUCACUACAGAAAUUGGUUGAAGCAUUGUCGUGCUAGAGCAAAAGGUCCCUGAAAUUAUAUUUUUUAUUAUCAUGCAUUAAAAAUGAACGAUUAUCAACACAGAGCUCAUGUGUGCAACAAUCUCGCUGACCGAAAGUGGCCCCUUGUGUAGAGCACAAGACUUUAAAACCCUAUGUAAAAAAAGAAAAAGAAUGCUUGUACCUCUAGUAUAAUCAGAUGGAGUGGAGUGUUAUUGUAGUGCAUUUUCUGAUCACAAUAGAAGUCCUGCUGCUGUCUUCAAGGAAAAAAACACUGCUGUCGCUUCGAAGCAAUCUCUCUACUGAAAUAGCAUGGACGUGUACUUGAGUUACUUGAGCUGUGUAGUGUGAACCUUCAAUUUUGUUGCAACACAAGGUAAAGGCACUUGGUUUUCAGUGAUUUAAUAUUUUAUCUGUCAUACACAUGUGAAAGCAACAUGGCGACAUUGUUGCAAGGUCCCAUAAUAAAUACAUCAAAUCCAGGUGUUUUUUUUUUUAUAAUUAUUGCACUCUUUUUCAUUUAUGCUUGUAUAUCCUUACAGAUAUGUGCAUCUUCGCCAAAAAGUGUGAUUACCUCUAAGUGCAUUAUAUUGCUCACUUUUAUUGCUUUGGAAGGCUUUCAACCCGUGUCUGGGAAAUUGUGUUUCAGUCCAAUGCAGCUGUACUUAGUAGCUUAAAGGAGCACUGACAUAAAAUUUACUCAUGUCAAGAUUUUUGCGUAAAGUAGCUAUCGACCUCCUAGUAGCGAUUCACGACCUUAAACGCAUCUGAGGGAUGAAUGAGUAUCUGUAAUAUUGAUUAUUAUAUUCGCUAUCGAACGCGGUUCAAAAUGGGUGGAAAGCCCGCCAAAUUUUAGUGCUGGCAGCGCUACCUCGCGGCCACGUCGAGGCCGCUGCACAGCUGAUGCCGCUUUCACAAAAAAUGGUGACGUCACACUGGCGUUUCGUCUGCUAGGCGCGCAAGUACAGUCAGUUCAGCUGUGUCUCUGAAGGCGUAGACAUGCCUCUGUCGCCAACAUCGUCGUCCUCGUCGUCGUCGCGGUGAUGGCAACAUCGGCAAGUGAUGAUGACAGCGACCUGUAAUUGAGUAUCACCGCGAUUCGCGACGAUCCUUGCUUGACAAGCUGCGCGUUUAAUGCAAUGUAUUCAUCAGUCCCGGCUGUGCUGUCAUAGCUCAGGAACACCAACUACUCACCUCAUGUCGCGGGCGUUUGGCCAGUGAAUAGCUGCUUUCAGCUGCAGCAGGGCACACGGUAGGAAUAGCCCCGGCCUCGAGAAGAGGCCUCGUACUGUGAGUGAAACCAAACUGGUUUGCCAACGCAGGAUUUACCCUGUAGCAGCUCGCCGCAAAGUGAAGGGAGCAAAUGCGGCUGUUCUUCACAGGCGUCCAGUCCCUCUGUCCAACGGCGCGUAUGAAAUCAACCCACUGGCUGCGUUGAGGUUCGUGGCUUGAAAAGGCAUGAAAUGCCACGCACUUUCUGUUUUUUUCGCGCCUCGACGUGCAGGUUCUCACUACACAGCAGUUCCCGGACAUUCUGGCACGUAUUGUCGCUCUUAAUGAUCGUACUCACACGCAGUGGAGCACAACAAAAAUCAGUUGAUGCCACACGAUGUAUUGCAUGCACGCUUAAACAUAGCAAGGUGAGCCACUAGUGAUAGGAUGUCUGAGAGUCGGCUCCAAACACACUCGGAGAUCGUCGACGUCAUCGUUACUAGGGUAUCGUCACCCAGGAUGGUAUUUGUGGAAUGUAUCACAACGAAAACGUAGCACUAGUGUCGAUGUCGCAGGGCAGUCUAUUUUUCGUUUUUUCUCCUUAGCUUUUCUACGCUGUUUGACGUCAAAAUAAAAUAUCUUCGACGCUACGGAUGCCAUUCAAAUUUGGCCAAGAAGACCUAUGCAUACCAAGUGAUCGAAUGACGGGCACAUCUCGAUCUUGAAAUUUGAUGUCAGUGCUCCUUUAGCACCACAUACAUGGUUUUUGAGCACCAACUUGAAACAUUUAGUGUGUGAUUGCUCGGAGUAUGAAAGAGCCACUGUGUUUAUUACAUCGAAAUGUCUACUUAAGAUAGCAGUGUCGCUGAGGUGACAUUCUUACUGGUUACAUGAGUGUGUGCAGGCCACAGCCACUGACAUACAGAGAAUGUAAAUUGUUCUUUUCGGAGUAUUUUAUGGAUUUUCCUACCUCUGCAUGUUGUUGCCUUGCUUUUAUUUAUUCUUAAUUGUGUUCACAUAUUAGUUGGCGAAUCCAUAGCUUUUUCUUUUCAUAUGCUUGAAAUGCAUUUAGUUUUUAGUAUCAAGUCACCAGUGCACAAGACCGGCAUAAGCUAAUAGCAACGAUUAGCAAAAAAUGCAGGAUUUUAUCCACCUUUAUUUUAUUUUUAUAUUAUCUUUGUCAUUACAUUUUUGUAAGCAACUUUUUGUGGUUGUAGCAUGUGCAAGCUUGACCUGCAAAAACUGUGCAUGUCCUGCCUCUUCUGUCUUUUUAAGUAUCAUGCUGAAUUAGAUUUUACCGAGAUUGGAGAGGGAGUGGUGUCAAUGCUACAGCAUUGUUUAUACAAGUACCAUUGCAUUGUUAUGUGUAUAUUUAUGCAUUUUGUGCUCUGUAUGUGCAGUUCAGUAUUGCAUCUUAUUACAUCUGGAAGGAACUUCACAAGUACCUGGCUGGCCAGCACUUUGAGUGUCCUUCUGGAGCCCGUCUUUGCAAUUGGCUUUCUGCAUGUCAAGCCACUGGUAAAAAUUUGUGUUGAUGAAAAUUUGUAGUAAUUUAUUUUAGUUUUUAUUUAUUUUUUAUACAACAGCUCUGUAGGCAUUUUUUUUCUGCCACCUAUAGUACAGUUGGUAGCUUCAAAGUUAAGCCAUUUAUAUGUUCCGAUUAUAUUGUAGCUUCUCUUUGCAGUGUUGAGAAUGGCAUUGUUAUGUUGUUUUGAGUAAAAAAAAUGGACAUUUAGAUUUUGCUUAUUUAUACUUCUCAUUACACAAGGCCCGAUUGGAGUAGGCUAUCUUCUCGUGUGGGAAGAAUAGUCUCACAGGUUUUUCUUAGGACUAAGAUUUGUAGUAAAGGCUGUGUACAGGACAUCCUAAUUGCUUUUUUAUGCAGCUAUUGUUAUAGCAGCGUUUGCUGCCAAAGUCAUGUUUUGAACCUGUGUGUUUGUGUCCAUGUGGGAAGCUGACCUGUUCACAUCCAAGAAUUUAUGUGUUCAUCCAUUUGAGAAGCUAUGUCUAUUUAUUAAUUAUUCACUACUUCCCAACUUGUGGCGUGAAAUGGUUGAAUGAUCAGAGUUCAAGGAAUCGGAAGGGACGAUGCAGUAUGAAAUAUUGUAGUGAGAAGAAAGUGAAGUUAGACACAGGGUGGAAGUAGAUGGAAAGCUAACAUGAUUGUAUUUUCAUUUCUGCUUUACCUGGCAUUGGAGGCCACCUUGUCGCCAUUUAUUUUCAUAGUCAAGUGGUUCAUUUUGCUGUAUUCUCAGCAAAUUUCCCUUGAAAAAGUCAUUUAAAUCUAUCCCUUGAGCAAAACCAGAGCCUUGUGUCCUGUAUGGUCUUCCACUGUUCAGCCAAGGACUUCUCAAUGACUGCACCAUGUUUGGAGGGUGCUGUUUUUUGGCUGCGUUUAUGCUUUGUUCAAGGUGUCUGCUGCUAAAUGCCGAGGGGCGAUGUCUUUACCAAAGUCUAGGCAGACUGCCUGCCUUAAUGUAGUUGUUAGCCUCAGCCAGGGUGCACUGCACACUUCAAGCAGUAGUUUUUUUUUAAACAGUUAGAAAUAUGCAGUUUUUCAUGACACCAUUGGCCAUAAAUGCAUCAGCCACUCUUUUUGCAAGCACAUUGUGCAAGAUACUAUAGUACUUUUUGAAAGUUCAUAGUACAAUAUACAGUCUGUCGUCACUUACUGCUUACUGCAGGUCAAUAUAUGCACAUAUGUUGACAUCCCUUCUUGUGUGGUUCCUGGAUUCUGUGUUGUACAGGGUAAAUCUAGCUCAUGCAGUUUAGUGUUGAGUGUGUUACUUUUAUGCUUUUUGAGCACUGUAUAUAACACUAGGCAAGAGGUUUUUCAUCGUUGUGGGUUUUAAACUAUGAUUUUGGUGAGGAGGACAAGCUUUAUUGGCACAGUCUGGAAAUUGAAGCUUGCGGCCAUUGCAGAAUAGCUUUGUAGUGAUGUCUUAAAUGUCACAGCUAAGUAUGCUUAAAAUCAAACUGUUCAGACUGCUUCCUCUUUGUAUAUCCAUGAUUGCUAGCUGCAUUUUAGUAUUGUCGGCAGGCUAACUUUUUUUAGGACGUACUGCAGAAAAAUAUUUAAAAAUGUUGGUGCCAUUAUGAUUUUGUUUUUUUCUCUUAGUGCUUGUGCAGUGGCGUUCCCAACUUGUAGAAUUUAUAGCAGAAGUGUGUGGUUGCCACUGAAGAAACCUUUAUGGCUAAUGCCAUGGUAAUUUAAUAUUGGCAUGGAAACAUUCAAACAUAGAAAGCUAGUCUUUUAUUAAAGCUGUCUAAGUAUUGUUUUACCAUGGCAAUCGGUGGCUAUGGCGUUAUGACUGCUUAGCUCAAGGUCACGGGGGUGAACCCGGCCACAGUAGCCACAUUCUGAUCGGGGCAUAAUGCAAAAAAUGUUUGAUUAGUUAGAUUUAAGUGCAUUUUAAAGAACUCCAAGUGUUAAAAGCCAACCUAAGGUCUCCUGCUGUGGCACAGCUCAUAGUCGGGUCGUAGUAGACCCGGUCAGAACUACAGAAUUAAUUCUUAAAUCAUUGCACUUGGUAAGAGUAAGGUACAUAGGAAGCAUAUUUUGCUACAGCAAAUCACAAUUCAAGUUGCAAAUUUAAGUGUUCUACUUCUUUUUUUGUGGCAUACAAGCAGUUUUCAUGGGACUUCAUUCUGUCUUCAUUAAGUGUUCUACUUCUUUUUUUGUGGCAUACAAGCAGUUGCCAUGGGACUUCAUUCUGUGUUUACACACUUUUCAUGAGAAAAGGUCUCAUACAGUUCUUUUCUGGGAGAUGAGAGCACAGUUUUUUUUUUCAUGAGGUUCACUGAAUUGUAAAUUGCACAUUGGGCAAUCAAUACCAAUAUUUCUUUUUCUUGUUAACAUUAUGAUAUAUUUGUGUAAUAUAACCUGCUUUUCUAUCAAGCUAAAAUUAUACUCUUGGAAUAAUCUCGACUAACGUGCUACAGAAGACUAAUUUAUAGUGCAUGUAUGUUGGUUGACAUAGAUGCCAUUUCGAAUAUUUGUUCAUGAGCAACAAGAGACGACCAUAUGUAGUGUGAUAUAUUAGUUAUUAAAAUUAGCGCUUAUUUAAGCUUCUUUAAUACAGCCUCACUGAAAAGAAAAGUUUAGCUUUGAGCGUACUUGUGAAGCCGACAGGUGAAAAAAUUGAUCUUGGGUAAUCACCUUGACAGGCAUCCAGGAUCUGUGAUACAUACGGAAGUUCUAGUGAGAGGGUAAGCUUAUUGCUAUAGGGGUAAAAAUUAACCUGUCCUUAUUUUUAUUACUGGUCAGUGUUACGUGUUAGUCCAUAGUUACAAUAAAAAAAAAAUAAAUGGAUAAAGCUUUCCUCAAGAAAGAUUGAUAUGGUGGUUUGUAUGCUUGGUCUAUGCAUUUCCAACCAUUCAAAAGCCAAUUAUGCAAUCGUGUGCCUUUCAACAAUCUGCCGAAGGCAUGGGGAGUGUUGACAAAGGAAAUAAUGCUGCUGGAAGUGCCCUAGCAAAGAGUGUUUGUAAAGAUGCAUUUGUAAUGGCAUAGUACGGUAAAAUUUUAAAAGUUUGAAUGUGUAGCUUAUGUGGCAAGAAUGAAAUAGUGCUGAAACUAGUGUUUCUGCCAUUUCUGUUAAUCUUUGCAUCAACUGCUCUGCAUGUUUUUUUUUCUGUGUGUGCAUUGUUUACAAUGACCUGCCGAGUUUUUGUUUCAUUGUGCGGGAUGUGUGCAUAAACUGUGUAUGUGCAUGUUGAUCCAUGCAUCUUGAAGAUACAUAUCGUGCUUUUAGUGUUAACAUUUUAAAGUGGUUACAGUGUUUGGAUAUAUUGACAGUCUGAUAUCUGUUGUGAACAUAGUUCUCGCUUGGUGCGAGCUCCAUACUGCAGAGUACAGCAAUGAGUGUGUCAGCAGUGUUUGGUAAAAAAAGAAUGUUCACUUUGGCUAAUUCUCUUGCUUUAAUGAAGUCUACAAGACCUAGAGGUGUUUUCUGUAAGAGCCCGUUAAGUGGACAGCCUGUUUCGGCGAACACUUAUUGGAUAGAGCUUGACAGGUGGCAGAGUGAUGUCACUCACAACCAAUGCUCCAGAGCCCCAUCUAAUCAACGUGUGGUGAAACGGACUGUCCUAUUGGUGGAAUCUUGCAGAAUACCAGCUCUGGAUUAGCUAGAGCAGGGAUCGGCAACCCACGGGCUGAAUGCGGCCCCCAGCACGGAAUCAUACCCCUUGCCUUUCCCUUGCAACUUUCCAUCUGAAGGCCGACGUGACAGUUUUGACCUAAGAUGGCAUUUUGGCUGAAACUAAACACGAUUUUUAAUGUAGUUUAAAAUUUAUAUCAAUUUGCCAAAUUUUUACGAUUUGCCUGCAAAUGCCCUACUUCGGCUGCGCCGGCUUCAUGCUACUGCCUGCUUAUUCCUGUGCUGGAAUAUUGAUGAACAGAACAGUGCUGGCUGUAGUUUUUUUCUUGUGCUGUUUGUGUUGGCCCUGCUUCAUUUAAACUUAUUGAAGAAGUUUUCAGUGGGGUUUUAGUGACCUGCACCAUCUUUAUAUUGCAUUACAAUGGCAUAUCGAUGAUAGGCAGCCGUACACAAAGACUAAGCCUUCUAAUGCCACUUCCGUUAAGUUCCUAUGAAAACGUUUGUGGUACUGUGAAUUAACUCUUGUAGGCACACAGAUUUUUUUAGUUUGGUGUCUAUGAAGUGGUUCAACUUGCAAUAAUUGAUGUCUGUUGUGGAACCACUCAGCCCUGUACAAGUUAUUUCUGUCUUUGUUGAAUCAAAUUCUUUUUGAAUUUCUGUGCUAGCUGACAUUGCUACAGUGCCAUCAGUUUAGUGCUUCUUCACUGUACAACUUAGCUGUGAUACAUGUAUAUAUGACACCUACAAUAAAUGUGGAUGCAGAUCAUAGUA
This is a messenger RNA of Rhipicephalus microplus (southern cattle tick), 8427 nucleotides long. RefSeq names its product F-box/LRR-repeat protein 12. NCBI's taxonomy places the organism in Eukaryota, Metazoa, Arthropoda, Arachnida, Ixodida, Ixodidae. Gene Ontology annotation, biological process: SCF-dependent proteasomal ubiquitin-dependent protein catabolic process. Gene Ontology annotation, cellular component: SCF ubiquitin ligase complex. Gene Ontology annotation, molecular function: protein binding. The record is from RefSeq and is a predicted model, not a curated record.